AUGUCCUUCUCCCGUGCCGCCUGCUCCUCGGCCGCCCUCUCGCGCUCCUCGCGCUCCCUCUUCUCAGCCCUCUCCUUGCGGAUCUUCUCCAUCUCACGCUGCAGCUCGGCCUCUUCGUCAUCGCUGUCGUCGUCACUGUCAUCGUCGUCGUCGUCGUCGUCCGCUUCGUCGUCGUCCUCCGAGUCGGCAUCGAUAUCCCGCGUCUCCUCUAGUAUCCUCCUCCGCUUGGCGGCGAAGUCUUCCUCGUCGGCCUCGGCCCCUUCGCCGCCGCCACCGCCCGGCCCGUCGAAGGGACGCUUUGACGCCGCCUGUCGCAGGGGGCGCGUCGGAGGGGGGAGGCAGGGGGGUGCCGUUCUUCUUGGCGGCGUGCGCGGCCUCGGCAGCGAGGAGCUCGGCGGCGAGAUCACGCGGCGCGUCGUCGUCUUCGUCGGCGGCGCCGCCCUGGCCUCGCUGGCGGAACUUGAGCUGGGUGUGGGCGGGCAGGAGCCGCUGGUGGUAGGCCGGGCCGCGGAGGGCCUCCUUGCCGCGGGCGGGGUCAAAGGUCGGCCUGUGGGCUGUGGUCAUGUUUCUGGAUGGAGGCGGUGGUAG
This is a messenger RNA of Verticillium alfalfae VaMs.102, 588 nucleotides long. RefSeq lists its product with no specific name. The coding region runs from base 1 to 588 and encodes 195 amino acids. Lineage: Eukaryota; Fungi; Ascomycota; Sordariomycetes; Glomerellales; Plectosphaerellaceae. The record is from RefSeq and is a predicted model, not a curated record. The transcript has a single exon.